Messenger RNA from Podarcis lilfordi (Lilford's wall lizard), 7582 nucleotides. Lineage: Eukaryota; Metazoa; Chordata; Lepidosauria; Squamata; Lacertidae. The record is from the annotation of a GenBank genome assembly.
GGGGGGAGGAGGCGUGACCAAUGGGAAUGUGAUUUUUUCCCCCUUCCCUAUUAAGCCCGCCUCUUCUGAACGGUUAUUGGCUGAUAUGAACAGAAGCGCCCCUUGUAUCAGGCGGUUCAUGCCUGAAUACAGACUUUAACUGCUGAGAGAAACCAACGCAGAAGCUCCCGGAUUCGCCUAACGAUGUUGUCACUCUUCCUUUUCCUAUCUCUGUGGUGUAAAGGGCUUCUGCCAUAGAGAUUACAAGGGCUAGAGCGAAGCCACUUAGGAAGCCCAUACAUAGCCAAUGGGGGCUCUCAACUGGUGCCGGAAGUUUGGGCCUUUUGCCACUCUAUAACCUCACUGUCGCCGGAAGUUCAACAAUAGCUGGGGUUUCGCUGUAGAGAUGGUGAGGUUUAAGAACAGGUGAGGCUCUUUUCUUUCCUUUUUAAAAAACUUAUCGCUUUUCUGAGGCGGCUAUUGGUCGGUUCACUUCCAUGGUUAGCUGCUCCCUGCCUUGCCUGCUUUAUUAGUUAUUUGAAGCCUGCUUUCAAAAAAAUUUCUUCGCCUAAAAAGGCUCCCAAAGUGGUUUACAAAUGUCCGUAAUAAUAAUAAUAAUAAGAAGAAGAAUUUAUUUAUAUCCCGCCCUCCCCAGCCGAAGCCGGGCUCAGAGCGGCUAAUAACAGUAAAAUGAUACAACAUUCUAAAAUCAUUUCAUUAUAAAGUCAGUUCAGAUCAGAUUAAUGGCAACCAUUGGGCUAGAGUUCAGUGAAGAAUUGCCAAAGGAGGGGGUCAGGCUGUGCCUUGGCCAAAGGCCUGGUGGAACAGCUCUGUCUUGCAGGCCCUGUGGAAAGAUGUCAAGUCCCGCAGGGCCCUAGUCUCUUGUAACAGAGCGUUCCACCAGAUCGGGACCACAGCCGACAAAGCCCUGGCUCUGGUUGAGGCCAGCCUAACAUCUCUGUGGCCCGGGACCUCCAGGAUGUUUUUGUUUGAAGACCGUAAGAUCCUCCGUGGGACAUACCAGGAGAGGCAGUCCCGUAAUAAACAUUACAGGCACGGAGGGGAAUGGGGAGGGGGAGGAGGGAAAGCAAGCUCAGUCACAUUUUCGUGGUUACAGAAUUCCAGCAAUGACCAGCUGGAAUGAAAUGAUUUCGAGGAGAAGGAUCCCCCAAGGUUGCUGGUGUUUUAGCAGAACUACAGUGGUACCUCGGGUUACAGACGCUUCAGGUUACAGACGCUUCAGGUUACAGACUCUGCUAACCCAGAAAUAUUGCCUCGGGUUAAGAACUUUGCUUCACGAUGAGAACAGAAAUUGUGGUCCAGUGGUGCGGCAGCAGCAGGAGGCCCCAUUAGAUAAAAUGGUGCUUCAGGUUAAGAACAGUUUCAGGUUAAGAACGGACCUCUGGAACAAAUUAAGUACUUAACCCGAGGUACCACUGUAAUUGAGAGGCCCUUAAUCCCCAUCUCUUCCUCUCCUGUAAACCUGACUGGAAUGGCUACUGCAGGUGAUAGCUGGGAGAGGAGCCUGACAGAGUGAAUGUUUCAUGGGUCCUUCGUAGCUCAGCCACCUCAUCACCUUUUGCUCUGCCGUAAUGCCCAUUUCUCUCCGUCUCUGCAGAUACUUCGUUUGCGAGAUCAUCUCCGAGGACCCUCAUUGUCUGCAGCUUAUUGAGGAGCGCACUGUGCACAACGCAGUGAAAAAUGCUGUUGCACGAAUUCACGGAGACUUUGGACUAGCCUGCUGCUCCAUCGCUUUUUCAGGUCUGGCUUCUGGAGCUUUCUUUGCAGCCCAAUGUGCCAACCUCCCCUCUUUAAGGAAAUCUGUGCAGUUUGGGUUCCUCUACAAUCUCCCUUUAGCUCUCUGUCUGUCCUGUGCUUUGGAAGAUAUGCAAAUUUUUAUUCUAAAAUGAGAACUAUUGACCAUUCUAGUAAUUUCAGACCUGCUAGCACACCAGCCGCAUAUUAUGGUCCCCCAAAUACCUGGCAAUUCUCCUGCAGUCACAGGAAGGCUGCAGAUUCAGGAUAUAUUUAGCGUGUUGGGACCCAGUUUAUGCAUACCUGGUGUCAGAGGUGUGUUGGUAUCUUAAGUGCUAACUUGGCUCCAUUAUUUUGUAUAGCAGUCUUAAGAUGCAAACUGCAAAAAAUCAGAGGGCACUUUGUACAAAAUCUGUAUAGGGAGGGCCUGAUAACAGUUGUAAUUUGUCAGGCAUGGAUGAGGCAGAAUAUCCCUGAGCAGAAACUACUCUGAAGUUGAACAGGCUACUACACAAGUUGAAAAUAUCAGUUGCACUUCAACAGCACACUUGCUCUUGAGAUUUAAGUUUGGUGAACAUUGAAAACAAAUUCCUCUGAGACAAUCAAAAAGCAGUUUUUCCUAUGACUUCAUUCUUUGCAGGUGCCAAAAGUUAGGUGUUUGAGGUUUAUUUUAUUCUCACAAGCUGGGUUGUUGGGCUGCUUAAAGAUAUUGGGUGGCUUUAGACAGGUCACUGAGUUUCAUGUCUGAGACUGGGAUUUAAAUAUGAUUAGUCACUGCACAGAUAGGCUGCUUCCAUAUCUUUGCCAUCGUAUUUCCGAACUUGCUGCUAAAAGCAGCUAAGGAAACAUGGGUUUCUUUUUGGGGUGGGGGUACAAUUACAUUUUGCUCCUGUCCUGUUGAAAGCCUGUGCUGAACUUUGAAGGGUCUCUUCUCUGUGUUGUUCCAGUAAAGUACCUCAACGCUUACACAGGAGUUGUUCUGUUGUGUUGCCGGAAGGACUUUUAUCGGCUACUUGGUUCAUCUCUUCCCUUCAUCAGUCACCUGGAGAACAAGAAUCAGUGUUAUCCCUGUUCUUUUAACACGCUAUAUGUUGGAGGUGAGCUCAGUUCUUUAGGAUUCUUAUUUUUCAGCAGUUUAAUUUGCUCAGUGGUCUCCUCUUGUGUGCUGAAGUCUCUUAAAUGGGGAUGCCUAGACUUUAUUUUUGUGGCAAUUAUUUGCUGAAAGUGAACAAUGUCAGGGUCAUUCAGUCUUACCUAAUACUGAAUAUACUGGGCACCAACAAUAUCACAAAUGUAAUGAUGCCAGAAGAUGUUUGUUCAAAGCAGCUUAUAAUAACUAAAUAUAAAAAAAUAUUUUGGGGUCAUUCCAAAGCAGGUGAUUCAAUUUUUUUACUUUGUGCCUCAAAUUUUCUUAAUAUUUUCUACACAUGUUGAAUGAUCAAAACUGAGUUUAAAUUUAAAAUUAUAUUUUUUUAACUCAUCCCAUUUAUUAAGUUAUGAGGGUUUCAGAUUUCAAAAAAUUGACAAUUUUGGCCUUGUCAGGCUACACAAAAACCUUAAAAGCUCAGCCCAGAAUUGAGAUACUUCGAAACUAAAAAUACUGAUCUCUUCAGAACUUUAUGGGCCUUAAUAUAUGUCACAUGAUGGGCUUACUUGAAAAAAUUAAGUUAAAUUUUAAAAAGUGAUUUUAAAAAAUACAAUUAAAAUUUUUCCCAAAAAUGUAUUGAUUAUUUAAUAUUUCUAAGAGCUACCUGCAAAAUUUCAUAUUGGGAUCUAAAUGGGAUCACAGUACCAAAAAAUAUUUUGUACGUACAUGCCUGCCUUAUUGGGUUCUAUUUAGGAUAAAUUGGCCUUAUUGGAGUAAAAUAUAACAGAAUAAACAAGACUUCAAACUAUAGUAUCAGUUACUUCAGGCAUUUCCUUAGAAAGUUAUUCACUUAACAGGUAUCUGAAAAGCUAGUCAAGCUUUUCUUUUUAAAAUGUGUUCCAAAGUAGAGUGAUAGAAUUAACGCUUCGAAAGAAUUCUUGUUUGUGAUGGCCACCAACCUAAAUGACUUUUUAAAAAGGGGAUUGGACAAAGUCAUGGGGGAGAGAGCUAUGCUCUGUCUCCAAAGUCGAAGGCAACGGUGCUUCUGAAUACUGUUUGCUGGUUUCCCACAGGCAUCUCUGUGGCUGCUUUGAGAUCAGGAUGCUGGACUAGAUGGGCCAUUGGCCUGAUUCAUCAGGGCUCUUAUGUUCUUACCCAUUAGUUCACUCCUCCUCUGGGUUUCCUGCUAGAGUAGAGGUUGUCAACCUCUUGGAGUCAAUGGUUCCCUUGACCAAUUGCAUUAUUUCUGCAGCACCCCUGUGGGGCUCAGGAGCCCAGCUAUGUCACCCCUUGCCUGCAGAGCUGGCAGCCUCUCACCCCUUUUCACCCUUGUGGUGUUCCGUCCUCCAGGUAGCCACUGUUGCCGCCCCUGGACUCUGAACUCCAAACCCUGAUGCCCACUGCCCCACAAGGGCCUGGGAAGAGGAUGCCCCCAGCCUUAGUGGCCCAAUGGAGACUGGCCAAAGGUGAAUGUGAGGCCAGCACCUUACCUUGAGAGACAGCAGUGGCAGCUGCUGGGCCUGCAUGGGCACUUCAGCACCGGGCACUCAGCUCCCAGGCAGGCCUUGCACACAGUAAGCACAAAAAAGGCCAGUGCAACACCUGCCUGCCUGGCCUCCCACUUGUCUUGUCCAUUCCCAACAGCAAGGGCUAGUGGACUAGCUGGCUGGGCUCCCUGGAGUGCUUGCUUGCUUGCUUAUUCUGAGGCCACCUCAGCUCUUGCCAACCAGCACCCCCUGGCCACUGCAGAGGCACCAUUUGGGGAGCUGCUGCAACUAACAGCCAUGUAAGCCUUUGGGAGGCAGAGACAUGCGAGGGCAUCAGAAGAGGGAGGGAAGAAAAGAGUCACCCCUAUCCCUCAAGGCACCCCAGGGUACCAUGGCACACUAGUUGAAAUCCACUGCACUAGAGAAUUUCAAGAGGAUUGCUGUAGGACAGGCAUGUCCAAAGUCUGUUUCAGGGGCCUAAUCCAGCCCGCCGGAUUCCUAUGGGAAAAUCCUUAAAAAAACCUCAACAACUUUAGUUGGCCCUUUGGUUGGCCCUCACGGCCCUUCACUUCAUCAAAUCUGGCCCUCUUUGAAAUAAUAAUAAUAAUAUUUAUACCCCGCCCAUCUGGGCGGCUUCCAAUCAAGUGUUAAAAACAACACAGCAUUAAAUAUUAAAAACUUCCCUAAAGAGGGCUGCCUUCAGAUGUCUUUUAAAGAUAAAAUAGCUGCUUAUUUCCUUCACAUCUGAAGGGAGGGCGUUCCACAGGGCGGGCACCACUACUGAGAAGGCCCUGUCUGGUUCCCUGCAACCUCACUUCUCACAAUGAGGGAACCGCUAGAAGGCCCUCAGCGCUGGGUCUCAGUGUCCGGGCUGAACGAUGGAGGUGGAGACGCUCCUUCAGGUAUACAGUUUGGACACCACUGCUGUAGCAUGUAAGCACAGUUGCCUUUGCUUCUGGCGUUGUUGAUGCAUAUGCUCUCCUUUUCCUCCAUCAGCUACAAUACGGAGGUGUCAGAAAUUCCUAAUCCAGUACAACAAGGACCAGCUGCUCCUGCUGCUACGCAAUUGCUCCAAUGAAGGUAACAAACUGCUUGGCUUGCAACGUUAAAAUGGAGAAAGGCUAGACUAGAGCCUCUGUGAGAAGAAACAUUAAAACAAUUAAUUGUUGAGCUUGAGGCAGAGUGGAAUGUGGAGGCUGCUUCUCUCCUAGUGGGUUCAGGUGGGGCACCGCCUCUCCCUCUGAGCAGGUUGUGGGUUCUACUGAGUUUCCAUUGAUCUGGUUGUGGGUAGCAUGCUGCUGCCACGUGAGUAUUUACCUAGUGAAGGGCUGCCUGUUAGUUUUGUGGGAGCAUUAAAUAACAACAACAGGGUUGUGGGCCAAGCCACAGCUAUAAAGGGACAUCUAGAAGCCUUACAGUACACUCCAGAUUAUUUCUCAGGCAGGUGGGGCAUUCAGCACCAAUUGCAACCCUUGCCAGGACUGGCUGCAUUUGGGAACUCAAGUGCAAGUCUUGCUUUUGGCAGGGACUUUUGUAGCCUGCUGCUUCGAAUUCAAGAAAAGCCUGCAAAUGAAGAAUCGGCAGCAUACACAGUGUGCCCUUAAUUCUCCUUUUGAAUCAUAUGAUACCUGGUGGCUGAUUAGCACAGGGAGACUAGCCAUUUUUCUCAAAAGUGACCCAUGUAGGGUGAGGCCAUAACCAGUUCUGCACCCAUACCUACUGGAUAGGGUAGCAGUGCAGAUUGCUUCCAGGCAAUCUCUGUUUUUUAAAAAAGUUUCUAGCCUUUACAGCUGGUAGGCUGCCCAGAAUCCUUUGCAACAGUAGAAGAGGGCUAACACAAAGUUAGAAAAGCACCACCCUAGACUGCCUUGUAAAUCACAAUGUCUUUUGAGUUUAACUUUUCUUUUUUACACAGCCGACAGACAAGCCAUCCAGAAGUCGAUGCAGAGCUGUGCACUUGUGGGAGAGCAGCAGUUUCAGAGUCACGAUGAAGACAGCGAUGUUAGCACAGAGAUGGCCUGAACAAAGCAGUAGUCUGGGGACUCUUGUAGGACAAGGCCAUUUAUAUGAGGGAUUCUUGCUGGCAAGGAUCAAUAUUUCUCUCCUCCAGUUCUUUUUACAGCAGUUAAUGUAUAUGGUAAUAAAAUAGAUAAAAGCAAAUAGUUAUGUCCAUGUACUGUCACCUAGUUUGCAGCCUGUUCAUAGUGAAGGCUUGUGCAUAGCAGUGUCAAAGUAUGAUGCUACUGCUAGUAUCCACAGAACUCUACAUCUGCAUCUGUCCCCCUGCUGAGCUUAAUACUUUCUUGGGAGAGCAGCCCACCUGUUGCUUGCACGCAGAGCGUGUUGUAAGUUUGAUAACCCCCUGAUCUCUUAAAAUGGGAUGUCUUACUAUCACAAGCUAGCUGAAACAGAGCAGUCAGACAUUCCAUUUUCAUCCAGUUCUUCCUCUAAAGCAGUCUUUCCCAACCUGGUGCCCCAGAGAGGUUUUGGACUCCCAUCAGCCAGCAGUUGUAGUCCAACAUUUCUCAGGCUGGGGAAGGCUGCUCUAAAUCCUUGAAGGCCACAUUUGUGGUGGGCUACACAUGCCCCUUGGCACUGGGAAGAGCUAAUUGACUGCAUGGUUUGAUGGGCAGAGACCAUAUUGGCACUGAGAAUGAUGAGGCACAAUUUGCCAAACAACCGAGAAUAAUGCAACUGCAAUGGGGAGGAAGAGGCAUCAUGUGAAGUGUGUUCCCUGCCACCUUCUAAAAAUAUGUUUGGUGGUAACAGCUUGGCCUUCUCCAGUGAAACAAUUGCUGUGUCAAUAGAACCUGCAGCCAAGCGGGAAGGAAAAUAUCCUCUGCUUUGUUGUUUUAGUCUGGGCCAGGCUUUGUGCUAAUGUGGUGCCCCUUCCAUGAUUUGGAGGAGAGUGCUAUUGAUUGCUACUGGCCAUGAUAGAUGCUAUAUGCUCUGACUUCACAGCUAAAGGCAACAAUGCUGCUGAAUACUAGGUGCUGGAAGCCACAGGAGGAGAGUGCUCUUGGGCUUGGGUCUUGCUUGCUGGUUUCUCAUAGGCAUCUGGUUGGCCACAGUGAGAACAGGAUAUCGGACUAGAUUGGCCGCUGGCCUGAUACAGGCUCUUAUGUUCUUAUGACUCACUAGAUGAGAGCUGUAGUCCAAAGCAUUUGCAUGGUUCCAGGUUGGCAAAGCCUGCUUUAGGCUUUUGUCCAAAAUACAAAAAUUGUAAAUGCUCAGCUGCUAAAGCCACAUUAAAUCUAAGCUAAUUCAGCCAAAA